This is a messenger RNA of Exophiala dermatitidis NIH/UT8656, 1166 nucleotides long. RefSeq lists its product as uncharacterized. Lineage: Eukaryota; Fungi; Ascomycota; Eurotiomycetes; Chaetothyriales; Herpotrichiellaceae. The transcript has a single exon. Bases 62 to 370 code for a protein of 102 amino acids. The record is from RefSeq and is a predicted model, not a curated record.
UGCGUAGCGAAAAAGCCUGUACCUCCCUCGUCUCUAAACCCAAGAAAACGUGGUACAACAAAUGCGGCAUGACCUACGCACGAGUCUAGCAGAAUGCGCAAUCAACGGGAAAGCUCAUGGCCAACGGUUGUACAACGCAUUCGCCAGGCCGCAGAAUCUUGCUGCUGUCGCACUCCUUGGAUCCCGUGUGAGCGAGCUUCCAGACGUUCAAUUGGUAACAGCAACGAUGGCGGACGAAGAUGUGGCUCGGUUCGCAGCAAGGCCGGGCUUGCAACCUUCCCACGGACUUUGCUGUCUCUUGCCUCGAGAGCAGACAAGCAGGGACCCAGUGCUUGUUAAGCAGGCAGGAUCUCGAUCGGGUUGUAGAUGACUUGAUUACAGGCCCAGGAUGGCGCUGUUGCUGGUGGGGGAAGGUUGACAAACAACAAAGGAAGCAAACAAAUAACCCGCCCAAGUGAUGAAGGAAAGCACAGAUAGUAAGCAAACAGCAGCGGAGGAGACCCAGACAGGUCAAGUCAAGCACCCUGUAGGGAUGGUAAAGGAUUGAGGCCGGUCGAAAUUGUUGUUACAGACUUGACCGCGCGGGGUUCGGUGGAAAUGGGCGACUUUGUUGCCGACGCCUAUUAUUGCGAGAGGAUUUGAAUCCGGUCGAAGAACGCAAGCGCCGGUGAACGAGCCUCUAGAUAUUGGGCAGCAAUAAACGGUCUGGACCUGAGGCAGCUAUGGCCUGCUUGUUGGGAGUGUGGUGAGAAGAGAGCAAUAGAUCUCCCGAGUGUGCUGGGAUGAUUGACGGUGUUCGGAGCAGCGUGGGGAAAGCCCAAGGCGGAAUUGUGAGGCGACCAGGUCGGCGGGUAUGUAGCCAGGGUUCUCGAGAGCUCUUUCUGGGUAUGAUCACCGCCUUCAAUGUACUCGGAGAGUCCUCGCAAAACCCGAGACAGGGCGAAAGUCGAGAGGGAGAAAAAGGACGGUCUGCAGACGUUGAUCACGGGCGAAAGAAGGAAAUCAAUUGAAGGGCAAUAAUAGUACGAGAGGCGAUCGAUGACGGGCGGUCGGUCGGUCGGUCGGCUCUCUCUGGUCGAAAUGGAAGAUUGUGAUGGGAUAGAUAAUAGCUAGGGGGAGUCGUAGUAAUAGACGCAGUAUAGCAGCGAUGAGAUGCUAGCAGUUCC